Molecule: messenger RNA, 768 nt
Organism: Hyaloperonospora brassicae
Lineage: Eukaryota; Oomycota; Peronosporomycetes; Peronosporales; Peronosporaceae
Source: the annotation of a GenBank genome assembly
AUGUCGGCCCACAAGUCGCCGUCCCCCGCGCGAAGCAGUCGCUCGGCGUCGCUAGCGAAAGGGUCUGAUGCGGACAUGGCGAGUCCGCCUCGAGACGACGUCGAGCCGCGGCCGGUUGAGGACCGCGAGACGCCGCGUCGCAGUCGGUCGCCGGACGCAGCGGCGGCGGCGGCGACUUUAGAGACGGGUGUAGCGGCGGCGGCGGCGACGUCGGACCGGGACGACAAGACGGUGGAGAAUCCGGGCAACAAUCUGUACGUGGCCAACUUGGCGACGCGCGUGGGGCAGCCCGAGCUGCAGGAGCUGUUUGAGAAGUACGGACGCGUGAGCAAGUGCGAAGUGAUUGUGGACCCCGUGACGCGCGAGUCGAGGGGGUUUGGAUUUGUCACGUUUGACGACGUGCGGGAUGCAGAGGACGCUGUGAAGGAGCUGAACAACCAAGAGGUACAGGGCCGCAAGGUGCGAGUCGAGCACGCAAAGCGGAAGCGUGGCCACGAAAAGACUCCAGGACAGUACCUUGGACCGCGACUUGCGAGCGCAAAGUACGGUGGACGCGAUCGCUAUAGCGGGGACCGCAGUCGAGACCGAGGACGGCGGAGUCGUAGCCGAGACCGUGGCGGAUUCUCGCGUCGCAAUGACGAUAGGGACCGCGGACGCAGCGAUGACCGUGGCCGUGGCGACGACCGAGGGCGUGGUCGCUACGAUGACCGCGAUCGCAACCGAGGGGGCUACAACCGUGACACGGGCGAUGAUCGACGACGCCGGUAG